Solea senegalensis (Senegalese sole) is the source of this 2988-nucleotide messenger RNA. It is a transcript of the gene ncbp3, whose product is annotated as nuclear cap binding subunit 3. Gene Ontology annotation, molecular function: mRNA binding; RNA 7-methylguanosine cap binding. The record is from RefSeq and is a predicted model, not a curated record. Gene Ontology annotation, cellular component: nucleus; cytosol. NCBI's taxonomy places the organism in Eukaryota, Metazoa, Chordata, Actinopteri, Pleuronectiformes, Soleidae. The coding region runs from base 49 to 2088 and encodes 679 amino acids. The transcript has 13 exons.
AACUGUUGCCGGGUCAAAGCGACAGCUGCAGCCGUUGUUCGCAGCACCAUGGCGGCCGUGCGCAGCUUACGGGUGUCGGUGAAAUCAGACAGCGGCUCGGACCGCUCGGAUUCGGGCUCCGAGUCGGAGCGGGAUACCCGCGAGGCCGAGCCGAUGGAGGUGGAGGUGGAGGAGGGGGAGCUGGAGGCCGACGACGACGACGUCUCCGUGAACCGCUCUUUGAAGGAGCUGCUGCCGGACACAAGUCGCAGGUAUGAAAACAAAGCUGGAGCCUUCAUCACAGGCAUCGACGUCACCUCCAAGGAGGCAAUCGAGAGGAAAGAGAAGCGAGCGAGACGUUUCCAUUUCUGUGGCGAGGAGGAGAGCGUUGUCCAGAGAAAUGUGUUCCUCCACAAAGACACCAUGAAAAAAGCGAUCCCCAGACUCCGCCUGGAGGCCAUUUAUGUGACAGGCGUGGACGACAUGAGCACGCAGGACGUCUUUGGAUACUUUAAGAAUUAUCCUCCAGCGCACAUCGAGUGGAUUGACGACACGUCCUGUAACGUGGUGUGGUUGGACGACGACACCUCUGUCCGAGCACUUAUCAACAGCAGCCGGAUGCCCGACCCGGACACCAUUACCACUGAGACGGAGAGCAGCGGUGAGCCGGGUGAGGAGAGCAAAGGUCAGGGAGGUCAGGGAGGUCAGGGGUCAGACGACGAAGACUGCGAAGAGGAGGGUGAGGUGGAUGAGGACGUGGAGCAGACGACGAAGAAGAGCAGAGAAGAGAAGGACAGCAACGGAGAGGUGGAGCAGAAGACGACGACAGAGGGCGAACAGGUGGACGAUCUGUCUCGAGCAGAGAGAGUGUCUCUGCUGAGGAACGACCUGCGGCCGGUGAUCAAACCUUUCAGAGGAAACAAACUCCUGCUGCGCUUCGCCACACACGAUGAUAAGAAAGAACUCGGCGCCGCUCGCCGCAGCAGAUACUACAUGAAGUACGGGAACCCAAACUAUGGAGGAAUGAAAGGAAUCCUGAGCAACUCCUGGAAGAGACGUUUCCACAACCGUCGGAUCCAGCGAGACGUCAUCAAGACUAAAAAACCUCUGAUUGGAGACAGUCUGGGUCACACGCCGCCGUACACGCACCGACACUCAGCUGACCUGGUUAAUCUGCCUGAAGAACCCAUCAAAGAGGAAGAGGAGGAAGAGGAGGAUGGGGACGAGGACAUGGAUUCAGACGACAGAGUGGUGGAGUAUAAAGAGCGCGGCGAAAAGGGCGUGCGCCUGAUGGGGGCGGGGCUUCGCGCCCGGACAGAGCGCUCUCCAUCACCAUGGUCGGAGUCGGACGAGAUGGAUUACGACCUGGAGUUGAAGAUGAUCUCCACGCCGUCGCCCAAGAAGAGCAAGAAGAUGACGAUGUAUGCCGACGAGCUGGACACGCAGCUCAAGGGUAUCAGGAACCGUCUCGGAGGUUCAGGAUCUCAGACCAAGACCAAAUCACCGUCGCCGCCCAAAGUGACCGACGUCCGGCAGCUGCUGGAGGAAAAGAGACAGGGACACGGACAGCGCUCCCCGGUGGCCAGCAGUGGGAAGACAGAUGUUCGGCAGCGGCUCGGAAAGAGGCAGCGCUCGCCCUCCUCCGACUCCCCCAGGGACACACCCCCAGCCAGAGAACCAGUCAGGGACAUUCACCGCAGACUGGGCGUGGCCAAUCAAGACAACAGGGGCGUGUUCUCAACCAACGCGUCCAAGGAGAGGAAGACGAGUGGACUGUGGAGCAGACUGGGCUCGGCCGAAGACGACAGUGGUGGAGGUGGUGCCGGACGCCAGAGCUGCCGACCCUCCUCCUCCUUGGCGACAUCGUUGGGGCGGGCCAGCGACGGCGGCGCGAAACAACGAGGUGACAGAGACGCGGAGGGAGGAGAGGAGGAGGCGCCGCCGGCGGCAGAGGAGGAGGACGACUCGACGCUGCAGAAGAUGUGGGGCGCCAUGAUCAAACAGAAGCAGGAGCGCGUCACGCACAAGACGAAGAAGAGUCGACUGGACAACCUGCCGUCGCUGCAGAUCGAGAUCAGCCGCGACAGCAGUGACGACUCGGAAGCCUGAGCGUGAGGAAGACACGAUGCUGAGGCCAGGACGGGGACCGAGAGACGGAACACGGAGACGUCUUUCAUGGGAACGGUUUGUUGUUUUUGGUUUGGAUUCUACAGGAAGUCUGAUUCAGACUCAACUGAUCGUGUCUGACGUUGACAGUCGAUCGUAGGCCUCAUGAUGUGUUCGCACUGAAUUGGAAGCUUCUUCUUUUUUUUUUCGUCCUCUGUGGCAUUACUGUGGUUGUUGGAUCAGUUGUGUUCUGGACUGAACCGAACCGUUCUGAUACACUGAAGCAAACGAGGGGAACUUCGUGUCUGUGUAAAACCACCGUCGGCCGACCUCGCGGUCACAUUUUCACUCUCCUUAAUAUCUUCACGUCCGGGUUAAACGCCACAACAACUUAUUCCAGUGUCUGAAGACUCAAACUCCUGAGACAUUCACGGUGUCCUUGUCCUCCCUGUGGACACUGGUUGAAUAACAGGGACAGACGAGCAGAGACUUGAUGGGAAAUGUCCAAUCAUGUCCAUUGUUUUUGGUUUUUAUAUGGAUCAGUAUCGCAGAUGAUUAAAAGACCAGUGUGGAGGAUCUUAGUGGUGAUCCCCAAAUGUUUGGUUUGUCCUUUUUAAGCUUUUUUUUUUUCCAUAGACUCCUAGCAUCCAACAUGGCCGACUCUGGACGUCAUGCCGCUCAUGUCUACACAGACUCUGCAGAGAGUCCUUCACACUGGAACUUUAAUGUAUGAGAAGCAGGUGUGUGGGUGCAAGUGGACUGAGCAGCUCGAGUGAAACAGGAUUAAAUUGGCUCAUCAGUGUUUUAGGGCCGAGGCUAACGGUUGUUUCACCUGUCGACCGUUUUCACGAUUGUUUGGUCCAUGAAAUGUCCGAUCAGUGUUUGUCAAACCUGGAGAUGAUG